CUAACCACUGAGCCACCGGGCGUGUGUGUUUGAACUGCAUACUCAUCAAUGUAUUAGAAUGCUACAUAAAAAAGGUUAUGAUAGACAUCGUAGAACUGCACAUUAGGCAGUAAUUUAAUUUGAUACUAUAUAACACACGGGGACGGAGUUCAAAAGUGCAGCUGUACACGGUGAAAUAUUGUGGUGGUGAUCGAAUCGAUCUCUUCAAAGUUCAUUGCAAUUAUCAGGAUAUGUUCGAUAUAAACAGUAUUUUCAUUAUUUAAUUUAUUAUAUAAAUAGUACAAACGCUGAGUAAUAAUUAACAAGCAGUUUCCUAAAGUAGGCAUUUGUAUCUCCGUAGGUGGAAACAAAAUAACAAUAGUAAUAAUAAUAUUUUUUUUUCGUUAUUGUUAUUAUUAUUAUUAUUGAAUAAAAAAAAAUAAAAGUAAAUAAAUCAGAAUUUAUAGAAAUUUACUCAGCAACGUGCGGAAAGUAAAAAAUAGACAAUUUGGUUGCGGGAGCGGAGGCUGUGUGAUAUGCUGUCUCGGAGUAACCUUUCCUCAAGUGUGCUGUGCUGUGUUGUGCAGGUACUGCUGCCUUUACCCCUCCACCCUCCGGCCCCCGCCCUCACCGAAUUAACAGUCCCAACACUCAAAAGUUUGCUGUGCCGGUGAAAUUUUAACUUGGUGCCGAUUAUUCUGUGCCUUGCUGCAUUGUGUUACUUUUUUGUGUGAACUGGACCUCCAUCCUACAAUGGAAAGCAACGGCGAUAACACAAAUCAGAUAAAAGAAAAGGAAAAGCUGGUCUCCCAAAACAGCAGUGUUCUUGCAGACAUUGUUAUAUCCUUCAGUAGUUCAUCAGACAGUGAGGAGGAGCAGGACCCCAGCCUCAUUGCUAUCAAGAAGCCAAGUUGGAGUCUGCUUCAAACUUCUUUUUCCACAACCAACAACAGUAAAAUUCAUUCAACGUGGACCAAAGACCUCCAAGAGCAGACAGACAACGCUAAGGCAGCCAGUCAGAGCAGAAAGAUCCAAGGCUCAAAACUGAUUGACCCGGGAUUGGACAACACCAGUGCCAGCUCCAGCACUGAUCUAGAGGGUCCCUCAGGCUGCACCAGCACUGCCACUAGUCCACAGCAUAAGGACAAUCCAUUCAAAUCAAAGCCAUGGUCUGUGACAGACAUCACUCAUCUGCUGGAGAAGAUGCAGAACCAGCUCCCCAAGUUGGACAAAAAAAGCUGCCUAUACACUGCCAAAAAGAUAAACUGGAAUAAGAUUGCAUUUGACAUCUUCACUGCUGAGGAUUGCAAGAAAGCAUUUGAAUUUCUUCUCACUAACAUCAAAUUAGUGAAGACAAUGACUGCUGUUAUUAGUGAGCUGAAAGAAAAAAUACCAAGUGGGAAGUUGAAAGCAAGCCUCAUCUUACAACCUCGACAGCAAUUUGUGAGGGAUUUUGCUGAUAAGAAUAAAGGCUUGGUGUCUGGGAUUGAUCUAUUUGCUGCAAGUGCUGAAGCAUGGAAGAAGCUCCCUCCAGAAGAGAAAGAGCAGUACAGAAAGGAUUACAUUUUGGCCAAGGAAAAGGAGAUUGCUCGCAUGUGUGGUGAUGAGCCUCCUGUGCAACCAAGGAUUCCCUUUGAGUUGUAUUAUGAAGAACUGUGCAAUAAAAAAGGAAAGAAGAAUUUAGAUUUGAAGGCAACUGCCAGGAAGAAAUACAAGAAUUUAAGUCUAAAGAAGAAACUCAAGUAUAUUUCGUUGUCAGCCAUUGAAUUAUACACCUUUGAGCUUCAGGCUGCUAAAUAUCUUGUGAAGCAUCCAGACUGGACUGUUCCAGCAAGGAAGGGGCCGAGUAAGGAGGACUGUGAGAUGUAUCUUAGAUCUUUAGAUAUGCCCACUCGUCCUCCAAACAGAGCGAGCCUUCUGUAUUACCAUAAAAAAUUGAAGGAAGGCAAGUUUGAUAACAUUCCUGGUACUAGACGUCUCUUUCAUGCCACAGAACAAUUCAGAAAUCUUCCUGAUAAUAAGAAGAGGAAGUACAAGGAGAGACAUAAGCAGAUGGUUCAAGAAUACACAGUAGAAUAUGAAAAUUGGAAGAAAAGCCAAAAUGACAUUGUACGGAGCCUUGCAGACAGAUUUUUGGGAAGAAAGCAAGUUUUACCCUCUGGCACUCUCUGCUGGCUUCAGGAAUCUUCCAGGAAGAGAGAAGAAACGGUACUUAGUGAACCAAGGUCGGAGAAAAAAGACACCCUAUCCUGGGAAGCAAGAUGGUCUUGUUGCAGGGAGCGGUCAGAGUGUGAGCCUGCUGAAUCCUCAGAUAACAAGAAUUUGGUCUCUUCAGAAAUACAAAAAUUGAGACAGAUCUGUAAGCAGGAGGUUUUUUUCAAUGUCAACCAACCACUGGAAGCAAGGAUGGAGAAAAUCAUGCUCAUGUUGAGUGGAUAUGAAUACCUCCCCAACAAAGUUAGGCAGAAUUUUGAUAGUACAUUAAAGAAGUGGAAGUACACUCUUCAAGCAUCCAUCAUCAAUGACGUUAGGCGGCUGGACACAUACGAGCAGCAGGAGUUCCUCUUGAAAUACAGGUCUGUGUGCAAGCGGUUCUUUAAGUGUGACAUCUUCAAUGUGUUUCCCACUGACAAGUAACCAAAGUUCCAUUGCUUAUAAGUGAAAAUGCAAGUGUGUUGUUUGCAUGUACAUACAUCUGAUGGUACUCUUCUAACCAAUGAUGGUUCAAUAUAAUGUAUGAUCACAAGAUAAAGAUACUGGAUAAACCCACUCAAGGAUACAAAUAUAGUAACAGAAUAUAAAGAUGUCUAUUGAUGUGGAAGAUACUGUAUAAGAGAUUAAAUAUUUAGGGAAGACAUUUAUUAAGAAUAGAUAAAUUUGCAGAAGUUGAGUGUAACAACUCCCCUCAUUGGCUUUGCAAGAAAACAAUAUUUUUAUUAUGUACAUUUACUAAAGCUAAUAUAGGAUGAAAAAUGAACAUAGAUCAGUAUUGUAUUGAUAGUGAUUACUUGCUUCCAUGAACUUUAUGGAAAGAGUAUAUACAUGAUUUGGCAGCAUGAACAGGCAAAUUACAUACCCAUGAAAUUCCCAUGGAGGCAGAGAGAGAGAAAGAGAGA
Portunus trituberculatus (swimming crab) is the source of this 3095-nucleotide messenger RNA. RefSeq names its product nucleolar transcription factor 1-like. NCBI's taxonomy places the organism in Eukaryota, Metazoa, Arthropoda, Malacostraca, Decapoda, Portunidae. The record is from RefSeq and is a predicted model, not a curated record. The transcript is spliced from 12 exons. Bases 733 to 2616 code for a protein of 627 amino acids.